AUGAAUGCACAGAAGUCACGCGUUGCAUGUAUGUCAAAUAAGUUUAAAAACAUAAGAGAAAUAGGAGAGGAUACGUAUCAAGUGAUGCUCAAAGAUAGAUUUUAUAGAUGUGAUACAUGUUUACAAGAGGCAUUCUUCACUUUAGAUAACGCAAAAUACUGGUAUUUGGUUUUCAUUUAUGAUUUUAUGUAUAAAUGCAUGAAUGUUAAUCGUUUUCAUUUCAUUGAAGGUGAUACUGAUUCAUCUUAUUGGGCAAUCGCUGGCGACCCAAAUCUUCCUAACACUCAAGCAUUUCAAGCAAUUGUUACUGAUAAACAAUUUUAUGAUAAAAACAUUUUCAAAUUCGCACCAUUUGAUUUCUUCUGUUUUGAUGAGAAAUUUAAACCUAAAUUAAAGAAUAAAGCUGAAGAAAAAGCACAUGAGAAGAAGUUAUUGGGUUUAGCAAUUGAGAAACAAGGUGAUAACAUGGUUGCUUUAUGUCCUAAGUGUUAUACAUCAUUCAACGGUUCAAUUGAUGGAAGUGAUUUUAAAAAGAUUGCACAAAAAAUGAAAGGUGUUAGUUUACGACAAAAUAAACAAUUAACACCUAAAAAUUAUUUGGAUAUAAUAAAUGAUAAAUUGAUAUUUGAUGGUCAGAAUAUUAAUUUACAACUUAAAAAUGGGUCAAUGACUCGCUUAACAAUUGGUAAGACUGCAUUAACAGGAGCACACACUAAGGCUGUAUGUUGUGAAAAUGGAUGUUGUAUGCCAUUUAUUUAA
This is a messenger RNA of Trichomonas vaginalis G3, 759 nucleotides long. RefSeq lists its product as uncharacterized. The transcript has a single exon. The record is from RefSeq and is a predicted model, not a curated record. Lineage: Eukaryota; Parabasalia; Trichomonadida; Trichomonadidae. The coding region runs from base 1 to 759 and encodes 252 amino acids.